ACAUCGACCAUUGACCUAGCCAGGCCGCCUGCACCACCUUACAUACACAUGACAUGACCUACCUACACAGACGUAAAUGCGUACUGCAUGUACAUGUACUGUGACAAAAAUGCACACGCAAUAAACAACUAGAACUGUGUCAUUUGGGUGUCGGAAUUCGGAAGGAAAGCAAGAAUUCUUUCGGAAUAUGUGAUCAUUUUAGAGUCGUGUUACUUGAAGAAGCCUUUUACCGAGAUGGCUAAUCUGUUUGAGAAGCUGAAUUUUGCGGCUGCGCCGGAGAAAGUCGAGUGUAAAGAGGAGGAAACCUCGAAAUCGGAGACUGAUGUUGUUGAAAAGGAAAAGAAGCCUAUGCACGCACAGGAUCAGGCUUUGGGCCGAAGCUCAUUACAUGAUGACACUGAAGACGAACGAGAACACGUGGCACAGUCCGUGAAGCCAGAGACUGCGCCUUGCCUGUCAAAAAUUUACCUUGAAGGAGCAAGUGGCCAUAAUGGUUCAAAUGGUUCUAAUCCUGUCAUGCCUGUACAGCCAGAGAAACAAAAUGGCUGUUUUGGUAGGCCUAUGCCUGAUUUAAAGCAGCUCGCUGAAACUGAGAGCAGACUUGGAAGAAACCGGCCCGUGUCAUCAACCACCAAAGAAACAACGCCUUCACUGGCUUCAGCCUCAAGUGUAGACAGUAAGGCUCCAGAAACUCUUGGCAUGGCCAGUUCCAGCUUUAUACCGGUGACUCAAAAACCUAAUUUAGCUCACCAAUUUGUUUUGAAAACCUCCAAAAGUUUUGUAGAUGAGGAGAACGUCACUCGUGUGCCAGAGUCACCGACAUCCAAAUUAAAAGCAACGUCAACAAGAGAUAAAUUGGGAGAUAUUUCUGGAGGCGAAAUGCAAAGCAGUUGUCCGAUAGAUACCAACACGACCAAAGACUCAGUUACACACACAACUGAAGCAAACAAAUCCGUUGAUAUCGAAAAAUCAGCUGAAGAACGUUUAUCUGUGCAGCCGUCUGCCACAAAUAAUGGAUUGAAACGGCAGUUCAAGCAUGAGAUUGAUGAGAAACCACCAACAACUGCAGCUGAGCCUGUCAGCAAAACUGGCAAAAUCCUAAAGAAAUCCAAAAGUGUGUCAAAAGGAGACAAGACAGCCGCCAAAAGGGACCAUGUCAAGAUGAAACAGGAACUGCAUAGCGAGGGCGGACACAGGAAGAUCUCAAAAGCGGCCAAACGGGAGAGGAACUCUGGAUCUGCGGAUGCAAGGGCCGCGUACUUACCUCUCAGCAAACCAUUUGUCAUUCCACGCAAGAAGGCAAAACAGGGUCUCUUCCAAGAGGUCUCCCUGCAAUCCAGGGAGUUUCUGAAGGACAUCUUGCCAAUCGUAACCAAGCAAUACCGCGGCAAAGACGCAGGCAACCGCUUUUCUUUCACCAAGGCACAACUCAUUCACAACGACGAACUCACCAAAACGUUUCUUGAGUGGCGGAAGGAGAUGAAAGAAAACGAAGGCAGAACGGAGAAGGAGUUGACGGAAUCUUAUGCUUUUAUAAACACCGACAGCAAGACAGCAGCUGAGAAGAUGUGUCAAGACGGUUUAUUUGCCUCUGGUGGCCAUGUUUCACCACUCGGAAAAUCUAACAUGGGUGUGUAUCUCUCCCGGUACUCGGACAUCAUUAAGAGGGACGGAUUGGAGUCUGGCUACCAGGGAAUUCUCCUCAUCCUAAAAAUUCUUAAGGGUCGGGUGAAGGCCUUACCAGUCAACUACGCCAAUGCUCUGGAGCCUACCCCCAACUACGACAGUCAUGUAGCCAAGUCUAACGUGCUAGAUAUGACCAAGCUAACCUCUCUGCAAACUCCGCUUGCGUUUGAUGCUACACAGAUUUACCUGUUUGAGUUUGGAGACUUGGAGAUGAGCCAACGGCCGCGUCAGAUCUGCCCCUAUGCAAUGGUGAACUACACCUACCAAGAACCAGUCAAGCCUAGCCCAGCCCCCGCCCCUGCAGCCAACCCACCAACACAGUCAGUGCCUCAGCAAGAAACACGGGAUUCCUCGGUCCAGGGUAUACCCUCUGUUCACCACCACCACCUCCACCAACCCAGCAUGCCCCUACUCUCACUGCCUGUCAGCACCCACGCCAAGCCUGAUGCACCGCUGAAGGACCAAGGCGCGCAGGACAGCGUGGAUAAGCCACAGUCAGCGCCACCACUUACUCAAAUUGAAGCCCUGCGGGAGAGCCAUUACAUCGUCUGGGAAGGAACUCUGACGGCCAAGACAGAGCCUCUCUGCUCAGCCAAGAUGGUCUCCUACACGUCCCCUGUCUUGCCCCAGAAUCUGCCAGCCAUCAUCAACUUCAAGACGAAGAUCUCAUUUGCCAAGAUGCACACCUACUUUCCGUCGGGCAUUUUUGCAAGUGGAAUACCGCUCACCUCCAAUAUCAGGGAAGUAUGCCGAAGGAACAAGUACGUCGUUUACUGUGAGCUCCAGCGCAACAAGGAAUCCACUAAGCGAUACACAAAUCUGUUGCAGUUCACGAUGCUCAAUCAAGUGGUUCUGAAAUGCCGUCUUGAAGGCAACGUGACGAUGUUUGUCCUUCCAACAUCCACGCUGUCUCACGAACUCGGUGUGACACGAGGUGACUACCCAGAGACGCUGCACGUACUCUUCACAUCCCAUAGUCCCAUGAUUGGCCACAUCACAGAGAAAGGUGUCUACAUGCCCCCAGGCAACCUAAUUCAGUCCCCCGUCCCAGAUAAUCAACUUUUGGAACACAGCAACAACAAGCAGCUGAUGCUGCGCAUCGGCCUGCUGUCUAUGUUCACCAGACAGAGUCACGACCUCAAACGCCAGGCGGAAAUCAAGAGUCCUGAGUCAGUCAGCCAGGAAACGCUGGUUCAAGGGGCGUCGGAUCCCCAGACGCCCCUUGCAGUGGACCGCACAAACACUGUGGACUCCAAGAGCAAGGUUAUCGACUACCAGCAUGGAUUGUUGUCGAAGGACCGUCCGACACCUCCAGGCGCUCUUGAAAGGAGCCCCUUGCCAUCCGAAGUCCUGAACAUCCAUCCCAUGUACAAAAGUCCCGCUUCAACUGUGGACAUUCAGAAGGAUACAGUGCCUGAAGCAUCCCUUCAUCCUAUGUACAACAUAGCUGAGACCUUACCUCAAGCAGCAGUCACACCUAAGGAGGGCAUGUCCAAGAAGCAUCCCCAUCCUGUCUGUAGCCCCCAAGCCCAAUUGCAGUCACCUUACGCCAGUGACGCCAGUCAGGAAGAGAAUGUCCACCCAAUGUACAGCCAGCAUCUGGAGCCAAACAGAGAGGACCAGAAGAGUCCAAGAGCAGCCUUGCUUGAUCCUCGUCUCGCUAAGAAGCAACCUCUUGGUCCUAAUAGGAGUCCAGGAACCUCAAACUCGGAAAUCCAACGCGAACCACCCAAGGUCUCCCGUAGCAAACUACCACUUGGCAGCAUUCUGGACCAGCAGUCGGAGAUCACCAGGCUCCAGGAGGAAAUGAGAGUCCUGAGACGGCUCAAGGACACCUCGGCUGGCGACCAGGCCCUUGAAGAACGCUACAACGCCAAACUGACCAAGCUCCAGGACUUCCUGCAGGCACUUCGCAAAGAGAGGAAUCGCCUGAACCAACAACAGGAGGUCAAGCAGGACCAGACUCAGACAAAAGAGGGAGCGAUGAGAGGGCAAGCUGCAGGUGAUCUACAGGCAGGAGAGGAUAAGGUACAAGGGAAGCCAGAUGUAUUCUCCACUCCAGAGGCAAAAGCUUUCAAGCCGUAUACCAUUCAGAGCUCGCCCCUGGCAUCUGAGAUGUCCAAGGACUUGCAAGAGUCGUCAGUGAGCCCAGCUCUGUCCUCCAAGGUCAUGGACGUUGUGCAGCAGAUUGCCAAACUUCCUGUUAAACCCGCCCAGACUAACCCUGAGGUUUCAAUAGAGACGCUGAAGGCUGUCAUUGAGAAAGUCUUGGUGACACCAUCUACGGGUAAAACUGGCGGGGAGGGGACUCCUAGAUCCGUUUCAACAUUUCCAGUUUCCAUCCCUUUGAAUAUGCUGUCUUUAAGCAAGCCAUCGGGUGACCAAAGAUCUAUCAAAGAAAGUGGCGAUGCUGAGGCUGUAGAAAGAGCCUGCGGGGAAGUGUCGCAGAACACUGAAUCAGAAGGUGGAAGUAACUCACUCGAAGAGGGUAAAGUGAAACCACCGCCUAAUCCAUUCGGCGAAGCACUGUCUUCCAUGGACCAUUACAGCCAAACUGAGAGAGCCUCCAAGAAGCUCAAAAGAUCUCACAGCAAAGAGUCUGUGGAAAUGGGCGAACUGGAAAGGAAGAUGGAAUCUGGAGAUAUGCCAACUCAGAAAGCUGAUGGGAAGCCUCUCAGCUUCACAGACAAAUACAACAAAGAGAGUCUUUCACUGGACAUAGACCUUGCCAAGAAGGCCUUACCUAACCUGGAAUCUAAAGCAGGGGACAUGAGCUCGCCCAUCCGAGGCGCCUCGGAGAUGAAGGCCUUCCUGAAUGGUGGUGUCGCAGUUGCUAAGGACCGCAUUACGAGUGCCACAGACAUGAAGAGCUACCUGAAUAAGAAGCUACAGGAGGCAAAGAAUGAGAAACCGGACCGUGCAAGGAAAGGAGGAGCUGGCUCCGCAGCACCAAAGCGGGGGAAAGUGUCUGGGAGCAGCAAGGAGCGAACGAUUGCAGAGAUUGAUAAUGAGAUCAGGAGAUUGAACAAGGAAAAGGAACGUCUCAAGACACAGUAUGCACGGAAAAGGAACUCCAGUGGUGGGAGUAAUCCUGAUAAACCAAAGAAGCUCCCAUUUAUCCAGUCAGUGGACCUAAAAGGCCUUGGACGCAUACCUAAGAAGAAAACCCCAUCCCCAGAGACUGUUGAAGGUACUUCUUCCACCUUUUCAGACCUCUCAGAGACAUCCGCUGAGAAGACUCGCCCCAGUGUAGGUAGUGCCUCAACCGAUGUUCAUUCGCACGGCACUUCAGAAGGGAGAAGCAGUCAGCCAGUCGGUGUUGGCCUUGGAGCACCAGAAAGCAUCCCAGGCAUACCUAAUUGUCCGAUUGACAAAUCGACUUUCAAAGUUUGUGCCAAGGAAAUGCAACUCUCCGGCGGAAAAGAAAAAGAAUUGUUCGUGUCUGGACAGGACGGAUAUGGGAGGACAUUGUACAUGAUCGCACUGACUCGAAAGUUCCUACAAGGUGGGAUGAAGGAAGAGGAAUGGUCUGGCACCGGCCUCCAACACUGUGUCAAUGAUAUACUGCACAGAGGAUCCAGAUGUGACAGUGCCGUGGAGACUGAGGAGGAGAGAUUUUUCAGUCAGAAUGCACUAGCAGCCGCCAGAACGGUCUUCACCAAGCAGCUAGCAGUGGAUCAAACCAUCAGGCAGGUCACCGAAGAUUACCAGCAGACAGUCACAUUCAACUCUGAUAAAGAGUUUACCACAAAGCCCGAGAGCCUUUCAGAUGCCAAAGGAGAUUCCAGGCCUGCUUUGGAUCACAUGACUGAUUAUGAAGCCUCCAAGGGUCUAGCUGAAUCUAGCGAAGAGAUCUUGUAUGAUGAAGAUAUGGACCUGGUUGCUCCUGAAGAGACUGUGAUUGAGCUUCCAAACCAAGAGUUUGUGAUGGAUAAGCAAGUCAGUCCCACUGAAAAACCAAGGGGCACUGAUGAGGUGGAUGUGCCACAAGAAGGUCCAGAAGCCAUCUCUGGAAGCCUUUCAACUAACUUGCCAGGAGCCACCACAAUCCCUGGCCUGGACAUUGACCAGAAGCCUCAGGAGUCUAGGGAGCUAGACAGGACAGACAAGCCAAGCAGCAAGGAUGCUCUGGUGAUAAAUGAUGGAGCAUGCUUCUUUGGUGAUCUAGAAAGCGAAGAAGGAGUAUGCGUCAACUUUGGUCUUGAGGAAGGCAGUUUAGCAGAUGAAAAAAGCCCUCCGGACCCAACACCUGAUUUACAUCCACCAAUAGAUGAUUCUCCCAUGUCUCCAGAACAGAAAGACAGUGAGGGUAUCAAUGUAAAGCUUGCUUCCACUGCGGAAGAAAACAUUGAAUCCUCGGAUAGAUUAUUGAAUGAGAAGGCGUUUCCGUUAGCUAGCCCAACAUCGCCAGAGCCAGAAAUGUCCAAAACUGACCUUCUAGAACAGUCCAAGACAUUGCCAGAAACAGUUCUUUCAAAUGACAGCACAGAUACCACUCAAACAGUUGAGGCAGUGGACAGGGACAAAAGUCUUGUCAAAGAUGCAAGUCAUAGUACAGACUUGAUGUCUGAGGCUAUCACAAGCAAUACGAAACCAGAUGAGCAAUCCAAGGCAGAUGACUGUCCAGUUGUUGAGGUGUCUACUUGUGACAGUACCACAGAUGAGCAAAGUCUCAAGCCAUCCUUGAAAUCAGACAGCAGCAUGAAGGACUCUAGGUCCUCCCAUCGCCACCAUCCCUACGAGAGGAGGAGGGAUCAGGAUGAGGAAGAAGGGAGGAAGUACAGUAAGCAUCUUGCUGUCCCAGAGCUACACAGGCUGAUGCAGAACUACACCCUGGCUGCGUACAAGAACCGGAGAAGGAACCGGCAUACGGCAGAGGCUAAGCCUGACUUCUACGACAGUCCCAGGAGCUCGCCGGCCCGAUUCAGGGACGUGUCCAGAGAGUUCAGCCGUGGGAAGGCCGAAAAGAGCAAAGAGGGCAAACAGGAUGUCAAGACGCUGGCUGAGAAACAACAAAAGAAGAAGACUCAGCUCCAGGAAUUGGAGAAAGAGUUUGUCAAGGAGCCAGGCAAACCUACCGGUAGAGGAGACAUGACGGAAGAAUCCUAUCAGGUUGAAAAGUGUUACUACGAGGAUCAGGUGGAGGCUGGUCGUCAUGAGCGAUCCACUCAAGGCCGAGUUCCCUCGUCCAACAGGCAAGCUUCAACCAGUAGUACGCAUCAUGCCCCAGUCCAAGGAGAGGUAUCCCAACCAUCAUCCGUAACAAGUCCAACAACGCGAACAUGCCAAAUCACAACAGGCGGAGGGGCAACAAUCGCUUCGAUAGACACCCAAGCCAGCUUUCUCCCCAGCCGCAGCAACAGCAGUACCUACAGCAGCAGUGGCAGCAGCACCAGCAGCAGGAGCAACAGGUGUUCCAGCAGUGCCAACAGUUGCUCGCUCGGCAGUUCCAGCAACAGUCAAAUCAACAGCAGUUCUGGCAGCAGCAACAGCAGCAACGGCAGAUGUUCUUACAGCAGCAACAGCAACAGCAGCAGCGACAACAGAUCAUGCAACAGCAGCAACAGCGGCAGUUCCAGCGCCGGUACCAGCAGCAGGCUGGUAGGGGUUGGAGGUGGUAGUCCAAAGAACCAGUUUACAGAAGGGGGGGGUAACCAGUCACAACACAUCCCAUCAGCAGCCAACCAAGAUUUACAAUCACAGCCACCACUACCAGACCAUACCAAGACAACGAUGGACAACAGGACAGGUUUACCUGCAGGCCUUGUGCCAAUCAGCCAUUUCUAUCCAGUCCAGACCCAACCAGUCGUCACUAAGAAAGAAUCCUGUUUGGUGUCGUUCUCUAUCAAUGCUGCUCGUGAUCCAAGAAUCAGAAGGCAACACAACCAACAACCACUGACGACACCUCAAACGGAGCCUAUCAAAACAUCUGAGCAGACAAUAGUUAACUCCUCUGCCAACAACACCACACCAUUAACACAGAAGGAAUCCAAAAACAAUGCACCAGUAGUAACACAGAACAGCCCAGGUGCUUCUGUUUCGUCCAUAAAGCCUCCAAAUUUGAGCAACAGACCAGCCAAGUCGAUCCUGAAAGGAGGGGCCCAAAGACCUCCAUCGCCUGUUACUGUUGACAGAGAAACCAGAUCGAGCAGUCCCUCUUGCGAGCAGGUCUCGGACGCUUCUUCAGAUGCAUCAAAGAAGGUGAAAAUCAGUCUGUCGCAGUAUAAAGGGAAAGCUGAUCCCAGAGAAAAAACAGCUUCUGAUGAAGUUGAAGGGUGUCGGCAAGAAGAACAACCCAAAAGCUCAGUGAUGCAUGAAGCACAACCCGAUGCACAAUCUAGGCAAGUUGUACUUCUGCCCGCGCAUGAAAAUAUCAAAGUCACAGUCACUGGAGACUCGGAGAGAAGUCUUGUGCUAGAGGAAACGCAAACUAAUGAGGAUAAGCCAGGCAGUAACAAAGUUGACUUUGAUGAUACGCAUUGGAAUCGCAGAGAUGCCCAUGAAACCGGUGAAACCUCAGUUGAUUAUGCUUUACUUUCAGAGGAGCCGUUCUUAAAAUCGAAAAUCAGUAACGACACGGAUUUGAGGGUUGUUGUUGACCAUGCAGGUUCUGAUGAAACUCCACAGAGCUUGUCCCUGUCCAGUGCCUUAUCAUCAAAUGCAUCUAAUAUCCUAGCUUCCCAGCCAAACCUUGUUAUCACUGUUCCAAGAGAUGACACACGAGAAGUGAUACCCAGUGGACCAACAGAAGAUGGUGUGUCGCAUGACAGACAACUCACAGUUGAUGAAGGUGAUGCCAGAGCGGCAGAGCCGCCAGAGAUGAGCCUUGAAACCUUGAUAACCAUUGCUCAACUUGAGCUGGAGGAUUCCAUUUUCAACAUUGCGGCAGAUGCAGUAGAGAACACCACAUCAGAGCAGACGAACAUCAAGGAACACCUUAACAAGCUGUCGCCAAAUUCAGUUUAUCGGCGACUCCAAUCCGUCAAGUACGAACUGGAUGCGUUUUGGUCAGAGCUGCGUAAACUCAACCUGCCAGAUCCUCUACGUAUAGAUGAAGCUGCACCCACUGAUCCUCGCAGAAACAGGAAACAACUGCAGAAUGGAGAACUUAAUGGGAAGGACCUGACUACCCAAACAACCAAUGAUGUUCUAUCAGAUAUUACAUCAAAGCUUACUGCCUGCUUGAGGUCACCUAGACUGCCAAAUGAAGAACAAAUCAAAGUCUCAUCCUGUGUAUCAAAGCACCUCCCAAAGUUAGCAAAGCUUGCAAAGAUGACCGGUCCUCAGAUAAAUGGGAAAUCACCAAAGAAGCCACUCAAAAAGUGUAGCCCGGUGGAUGAAAUGAUUUCAGGACUUCAAGAGGACUUUCACAGACGAGUCGAGGAUGUGUGUCUCAGCGCAGUUGAACAUUCCAGACCAAAGCAGAAAGAAGCCAAAGCAGAGUCUGAAAGUUUGGUCUUCUCCUCGAACACUGAUCUUCUGAGCAGAAUCCAGCAGAUGUUAACAACUGCUCGUGCUCAGGCAUGUAAAGCGAAAGGGAACUCCAGGGAACCCAACUCUAGAAGACCUGACGAAAGUGGUGCUUCUGAUAGAACAUGUAAAAACCCAACUCCUCCUGAACCUGAAACUAACCACAACCAGAACAAUAACUUAUCUGAGAUGUCAUCUGAGGAUAAAUUAAAGAGAGAAAUUGAGAUUGCAGAACUUGUGCAGGAGAGAUUACCUUCACCUUUACCUUCAAAGAUGGAACCUGAUAUAAUGCCCAAAGUGGUUGAAAAGGAGAACGAGGUCCAACACAUACCCAAAAAGAAAAAGUUGACAGAAACAGCAAGAUCUCCAUCAUCACCUGAGAUGAAAAGUGCCAGUUCCUCUCCACAUGCCACCCCAGACAGCGGUAAAUGGGGCAAGUUCAAAAUGAAGCUUUGGGGUAAACGACCGACCAAGCAACGUAAGACUAUGAAAGCUACUUGGGUAAAAGUAGAAAAACCUAAGGCUUCUCCAGAAGAAGCUUCUGCUGAAAUGUCUUCGACACAAGCAGACCUUGAGACAACUUCAGAUGAUGCCAAAGAUGUGGAUAUUAAGGAGGACACGUCAGAUGUCAAGACAGAUGAAAGCAAGGAACAUAAACUCAGCAGUUCUGAAGAACGGGCCGUGGAAGAAUUGUGUGCAAAGCUGCUAGGUGAUGACAAAGCUUCCAGGAAAAAGGAGACAAGUGGCACUGGAACAAUCCCUACCCUUCUGAAUCGCACUACAAGUCAUGCAUCAUCCAUCUCCAAGGGUUCUUCCACCAGUAUCACAAGCUCCAAGACUGCAUCUGGAAGUACCUGGCAAAAGAGCCAAUUGAAGCAAGGAUUUGCUUCUCAGCCUGCUCAGUAUCAGCAUCCAUACAAUCAGCAAGGGCACAUGCAACAUGGCAUGAACACAAUGAAUGCUCAAUCUCAAGGGUUCCAAGUUACUGCGCCGUACAACUCCAAUGGUGCAGCCUAUCAGGGCUACUUCCAGCAGCAUCCCAGCAACCCAAGCAUGCAGCAGCAGCAGCAGAAUAGUGCAGGCUACAUGCAGCAACACGUUCCAACAAGUUUCCCAACGGGUUCUCAACAGAAUCCUAAUAGUGUUCAACAACAGUAUGCUGGGUAUGGAUACGGUAUUGCAUCUGUACAAGGACCAGUCAAUAUGGGACCUGCUUCUUCAAGCUCAGGACCUUGGUCCAACAGUGUGACAUCUGUGAGUGCCAACACGGGGCCUGGCCUUUCUAAUACAGGACCUGGGACCACCAAUAUUGGACCUUCACAGACCAACAACGGACCAGGAUCAACAAUCAUUGGACCAGGAUCAAAUAAUCCGGGGCCUGGUCCAGUCAUCACGGGAUCAAACAACUCAGGACUUGGUCAAUACAGUAUGGGAAAUGGACCUAAUACCAUGGGACCUAGACCUAACGCUAUGAUGCCUGGGCCUAACACUAUGAUACGGGUACCUGGACAUAACACUAUGGGACCUACACCUAACACUGUGGGACCUGGACCUAACACUAUGGGACCUUCACCUAACACUGUGGGACCUGGACCUAACACUAUGAUACCUGGACCUAACACUGUGGGACCUACACCUAACAUUGUGGGACCUGGACCUAACAUUGUGGGACCCGGACCUAACAACAUGGCCUCUGGACCUAACAACAUGGGAACUGUACCAAACAACAUGGAUAAUGGGCCAGCCAAUAUGAUGCCUGGACCUACCAACAUGGGACCUGGCCAAAACAACAUGGGAGCUGGAGCUAACUACUAUGGAGCUGGACUUUACAGUUCAGGGCCAAAUAACAUGGGAUAUGGCCCCAACAAUAUGGCCCCAGGAUCUAACAACAUGGGGCCUGGUGUAAAUUGCAUGGGUGUCGGACCAAACAUGGGAACUGGACCAAACAUGGGACCUGGACCAAACAUGGGACCUGGACCAAACAUGGGACCUGGACCAAAUGGCAUGGCUCCUGGAGCAUACACCAUGGGACCUGGUGCUUGUAAUAUGGGACCAAGACUUAACCUGCAAAUAAGACAGCAGCCGCCAGUGCCAGGCUUGGACAGUGAAGGUAGGCACUCUUAUUCUACUCUGAAUACCAAUGCAGCUUCUUACACUUACUCUCUCUCAAAUUUCCAUGUUUACCACUCUCAAGUAUAUUUCUCAACCCAAUUAAUGUCCACCUAUCCUGUUGAUCUAACUAGUGUCAGUGCUCCUGCAGUAGAUGUUACUGAUAAGACUAAUCGUGAGAUCCCUAAUAAAACUGACAUUGCUCCCACCGCAAAUUCUGUUGCAAAAUCCAAAACAAGCAUUGCAGAAGAUCUAAUAACUGAAGAUAGUGUCUUUGCAGGUGUGAAAGUAAGGUUAACAGGAAUUGACAAAGACUUGAUGACAGAUACGAUUCAGGGUAAGAGUUUUGAAGCUGAUGUCAGUCAAGGCGAUUCAAAACUUACCAAACAGCCGGAAUCGGUGGAUUCUAUGGCAGUGUUGAACCUGGAUGGCUUACAAGAAGCAGAACAAGAUAUACCUUCGGGUGUCUUGACUCCAGUUCCCUCCUCUCCCUUAAAACCAGGGAUGUUUGAAGCUACUAACGGAUGUAGACGAGAAAGUCCUGGAAACUUGUUUGAACCAGCUGAGGGAGCUAUGGUUGGAACUCAAAUUAAUCCCCUUGAUAACUUGAAGUUGUCUGAAUCUCAAGCUUGUAUUCCACAACUUUCAGAAUCUUGUGUGACUGAUCAGGCUAACAGCAACAGUGUCUGGUUUAGUGAGUUGAAAGAUAUCAAGAAAGGGUUUUUGCCAAAUGUUUCUGAGACGGACAAAGGAAAACAGACUUAUCUUGAUAAUGUUAGUAUGCUGGAGCAACAGCAGGAUGAUGUUUCUUCUGAAACGGUGUCUAAAACAUUGGAUGGUGUUCUUGACGGAAGAGGUACCUUCUCUGUGUCUCAAAAUGGAAGGAGAAAUGAGGAGCAGGGUGAAAAUGAUAAAUUACCAAAAGAGUCCAAAAGUUUUCUCCUUGGGGUGUUGAAUAUGGUUUUAUGAAGAGUUUCCUUGAGAUUGGGAGGCAAAUCCAGAAACCAGUUGCUGAUUCCCCUACGUCUAUGCCAACUAAGGAGCCAUUUGUUGCAAGCAAAAAUGAUGAGGAUGUGUCAAAAGAGACUGAAGUCCAAACAUCGGAACUGGUUGAAG
Messenger RNA from Patiria miniata (bat star), 12381 nucleotides. RefSeq lists its product as uncharacterized. NCBI's taxonomy places the organism in Eukaryota, Metazoa, Echinodermata, Asteroidea, Valvatida, Asterinidae. The record is from RefSeq and is a predicted model, not a curated record. Gene Ontology annotation, cellular component: nucleoplasm. Gene Ontology annotation, biological process: negative regulation of gene expression, epigenetic.